UGAACUAUGAUCCAUCAAUAAUUAUUCGUUCUUGCGAAACUUGAUGGAAAGUUCAGACAAAGUUUUGAUAUCGCCACAUUUUUUAAUCAAGGUGUAAAGUUUAACCUUCAUAUUUUAGACUUGAUGCAUACAAAAUAAAUUAUAAUAUUUAUUCCAUCAUGGUUUCCAAUUGGGAAGAUUUUUACGCAAAAAAUCCACGCCCAGCCGAUUUGGAACAAAGCGAAAGUCUUUUGAAAGAUUUUAUACGCCGACAUGACGAUCGUAAAGUAGUUCUAGUAACGAGUGGUGGUACCACGGUUCCUCUGGAACAUAACACUGUUCGUUUUGUUGAUAAUUUUAGUGCUGGGACGAGAGGUUCUGUGUCGGCUGAAUAUUUUUUAGAUCAUGGAUAUGCUGUUAUUUUUCUUCAUAGGUUGAAGACUCUGGAGCCAUUUUCACGACAUUUUGCCGGCCACUCAUUCCUUAAUAUGCUCGAUUUAAAAACCGAAAAUGGAAAACCAUCAGUAAUAGUUUCUCCGGAAUACACGGAACAAAUUUCCCAAGUUCUGUGCAAGUAUAAGGAGAUUUUGAAGCAGGGGAAAUUGCUUCAGCUAAAUUUCACCACCUUAGCUGAAUACCUUUGGUUAUUACGCUCCACUUGUAAAGCACUGGCUCCUUUAAAAAGCAGAGCGAUUUUGUAUUUAGCUGCUGCUGUAUCCGAUUUUUACAUCCCUUCGAAUGAAAUGUCUGUCCACAAAAUUUCUUCCAGUGGUCCUCCAACGAUUGCACUUCAUCUAGUUCCAAAAAUUCUUGAACCUUUGGUAAGUCUUUGGGUUCCAGAGGCAUUUGUUGUUUCCUUCAAGCUCGAAACCGAUGAAAAUCUAUUAAUUUCCAAAGCAAGGGACGCACUCAAUAAAUAUAAACACUAUUUGGUUGUGGCAAAUAUGCUUCACACUCGAAAGGAACACGUCGUAAUUGUGAGUCGGGACGAUAAUUAUCCAAUAUCUUUGAGUAAAUCUCAAAUUGCUGCCGGGGAGGAAAUUGAGCAACAAAUAGUGGCAGAUCUUGUAAAAAAACACGAUGCGUUUAUAGGAUCUGCUGGAAAAGUUACAUGAUUAGGAGACAUUUUCCUAUCUUUCAAAUUACGAUAUAUUUUUUUAAUAAAAAUUGAAUAUAAAAGGUAAUUUCCAAAAAUUAUUUAGUGAUGUAAAAAUAUUUUGUUGAGGUUAGUUACAUUUUUUAAAGGGGUUUAGGAUUAAAACUGAACUGUUAAAACAGUUUAGAACAUUUUUUUAUCAGUGAAUGGUUGAAUGUUAAAUAUAUUGUGAUUUCCAUUGGAUAUUGUUUUUUAGAAUUUAUCAAUAUUUGAGUGUAUUUGAAUUGAAUUUAUAUGGAAAA
Molecule: messenger RNA, 1377 nt
Organism: Belonocnema kinseyi
Lineage: Eukaryota; Metazoa; Arthropoda; Insecta; Hymenoptera; Cynipidae
Gene: Ppcs
Product: phosphopantothenate--cysteine ligase
Exons: 7
Coding region: 159-1094 (311 amino acids)
Biological process (GO): coenzyme A biosynthetic process
Cellular component (GO): nucleus; cytoplasm
Molecular function (GO): phosphopantothenate--cysteine ligase activity
Source: RefSeq, a predicted model, not a curated record